GCAGCUCUAUUUACAGAGGUGCCACACGACAUCACGACGCAGAGCGGGGAGGAUGUAGAGAUGGCUUGUUCCUUCCGUGGGAUGGGCUCUCCCUCCUACUCCCUGGAGAUCCAGUGGUGGUACAUCAAGGACCGGAGAGACUGGAAACAGAAGCCUGCGAAGAUCACAAACGAUGUUGUACCGCUGGAAGAAAAUUCCAAAGAUGCCACCAAAAUAAGUGUGGUAAAAGUGGCCGGCAGCAACAUCUCCCAUAAGCUCCGUCUCUCCAGUGUCAAGCCGUCAGACGAGGGCACGUACGAGUGUCGAGUCAUCGACUUCAGCGACCCUGUGGCGCAGCAACACCGUGUUCGCGCCUUCCUCCGUGUGGAGCCUGGGAGCAGUCAGGGGUCUGAAGAGGUCAAGAGGCAGAAGAACGGGCAGAGGUCACAUGGGAGCCAGCCGCACCCCCACCACCAGACAGAGGGCAGGGAACUGAAGAGGAGAUCAGCUGACAGCCCCACUGACUGCAGUGAGAGCUGUGGGCUGUAGAGGGUCUGCAUGUUCAUGACUUAUCUCUACAGAGGGACUGUCACCAAAACACCCGUCAUCACACACUGGACCUUUGGGUUUCAGCGUUUGUUUGUCCAUCUUUAAUGUAUGUGUUGCAGAUUGCCAAUGCUGUUGAAUGCCAAUAGAGGGCACCAUUUGAUUUAGUGUACAUAUAAAUGUGUUCUUUUCUUUGCUUUGUUAUUUUCUCAGUUUUUUUUCUCUUGCAUUAGGUUUGAGUUAUAGUGAAAGUAAGGCUGUAAUUACAGAACAUUUGUUUUUGUUAUUUUGUAUUUUUCGACUCACUCAACUGUAGUUUUCCUCACAACCCAAAACUGCAAUGGAGAGUCAGAAUGAUUAUGUCAUAAAAAUAAAAAGGGGAUACAGGCACAAAACAGAUAAUCUCCCCAUUCUACUUCUUUCACCAAAACAUAUGCCAAAGGUUGCAGUAUUUUAAUGCUAAUGCUUUCUAAGAAAUAAAUAAUAUAUCAAGCUUUCUUUCAUUUAUCUGAAAACAUUUCAAAGUGCUUUGUUUUAUUCAUGUAAUCUUUGUUAAAGCAGUAUCUGUAUUAAGCUUUCUAAACCAUAACUAUAAUGUUUGUCAAAAAUAAAAAUGUAUGCCUUCAUCACAUCAAAUAAUGUAUAAUGUGUUUGUUCUACUGUUAGUGCUGCUGUUUGGUAUUUGUUCUGUUAAAUACAUUCAUUUGAAAUUACUUGUUGUUCUUAGUAUUAGAGCCAGUAUUUUGUUUUACAAAAAGGGCCACCUAAUUGUGAUCUGUAGUCAAGACUGUAUAAAGGACUACAAUUCCCCCAGCGCCAGCCUCUAAAUAGACAGAUAUGGGCCACCUGUGUUCAGACGUCGUCGAGGCAAAGUUUUUAAUCGUUAAAGUUAUACAAGCCAAUGCAAAGAAAGAAAGAAAGAAAGAAGGACCACCUAAG
Messenger RNA from Notothenia coriiceps (black rockcod), 1464 nucleotides. Its product is annotated as V-set and transmembrane domain-containing protein 2-like protein. Lineage: Eukaryota; Metazoa; Chordata; Actinopteri; Perciformes; Nototheniidae. The transcript is spliced from 3 exons. The record is from RefSeq and is a predicted model, not a curated record. Gene Ontology annotation, cellular component: membrane. Bases 61 to 528 code for a protein of 155 amino acids.